AUGUGGGGAUACGGACGAAAUUUGAGGCCGGGCGGGGCCGGGGGCCGGGCGGCGAUCCCUGACAGCGUCUGUCGCUUGUCCGCAGAGGACGGGGAGCUCUACAAGGCCGAGGAGUGCGACCUGGACUACAGCAGCCGGCCGAGCCGCAGCCCCGACAGCGAGCUGCCGGACGACGAGGAGCUGUGCAGCGAGGAGAGCGGCAGCACCAGCAGCAGCAGCGGCGGCAGCUCCGGCCCGGCGGCUCCCGGAGAGCCCGACCCGGGGCCGCUCCGAGCAGAGCCGGCCGAACCGGGGGGUGUCCCAGCCCCGCCGCCCCCACCGCCGCCCCCGCCGCCGCCGCCCGUCGGGGCUCAGCCCGGCCCGCAGGCCAAGCCCAAGAGGAAGAGGACGGGCUCGGACUCCAAGUCGGGCAAGCCCCGUCGGGCGCGGACAGCCUUCACCUACGAGCAGCUGGUGGCGCUGGAAAACAAGUUCAAGUCCACGCGGUACCUGUCGGUGUGCGAGCGCCUCAACCUGGCGCUGUCGCUCAGCCUCACCGAGACGCAGGUGAAGAUCUGGUUCCAGAACCGGCGCACCAAGUGGAAGAAGCAGAACCCCGGGGCGGACACCAGCGCGCCCACGGGCGGGGGCGGCGGCGGCGGGGCGGGGGGCGCGCUGGGCGGGGGGGCGCUGCCGGGGGGGCUCAGCCCGCUCAGCCACUCGCCGCCCAUGGGCGCCCCGCUCUCCAUGCACGGCCCCGGCAGCUACGCCGGGCACCCGGCCGGGGGGCUGGUCUGCGCCGCACAGCUGCCCUUCCUGCCCAGCCCCGCCGUCCUCUCGCCCUUCGUCCUGGGGUCCCAGACUUACGGCGCCCCGGCUUUCUACACCCCGCACCUAUAA
Lepidothrix coronata (blue-crowned manakin) is the source of this 879-nucleotide messenger RNA. It is a transcript of the gene NKX1-1, whose product is annotated as NK1 homeobox 1. The record is from RefSeq and is a predicted model, not a curated record. Gene Ontology annotation, cellular component: nucleus. Lineage: Eukaryota; Metazoa; Chordata; Aves; Passeriformes; Pipridae. The transcript has 2 exons. Gene Ontology annotation, molecular function: RNA polymerase II cis-regulatory region sequence-specific DNA binding; DNA-binding transcription factor activity, RNA polymerase II-specific. Bases 1 to 879 code for a protein of 292 amino acids. Gene Ontology annotation, biological process: regulation of transcription by RNA polymerase II; cell differentiation.